GCAAAACCCGUACUAUAAAAUUAGUUUACUACAAAAUUCUUUUCCUCUAACUCUGUAGAUCCAGAUGGAUUCUUUCUCCUUCCAUUGGAUCUUCUUCUCUUUUCUUUGCUUCCCAUUUCUUACAACUAUUGAUGCUGACACUGAUCGUAAUUCCAUCGUCACUCCUAUCAAUCGCGAUCUCUAUCAUUCCAGUGCCAACUUGAUGGGAGAGAUUGAGGCAUUGGCGAAUCGUCACCCAAACAAGCUUAGUAUAGAAACAAUUGCAUCUGAAAACAAGGGGUAUCAAGCACAGAUAGCUGUUGUUACUUAUUGCAGGGAUAGAAAGGAAGAUGACAAGUCAAAGUUCAGGAUCCUUCUUACUUUUGGACAGCAUGGGAGGGAGCUCAUUACAUCUGAGCUUGCCUUGCGAAUCCUUUCAAUUUUGAGUGAAGAAGAGUUUUUACCAAAAAUGGAUCGGAAGUCCUUGAACAACACACUUGACAAGCUUAUUAUCAAGGUUGUGCCAAUGGAAAAUAUUAAUGGUCGUAAACGUGUGGAAGCUGGAGAGCUUUGUGAAAGGAGAAACGGAAGAGGAGUUGAUCUCAACCGGAAUUGGAGUGUAGAUUGGGGCAAAAAAGAAAAGGAUUAUGAUCCUUAUGAAGAAAAUCCUGGAAGUGCUCCUUUCAGUGAGCCUGAGAGCCAAAUUAUGCGGAAAGUUGCCUUGUCAUUUGAGCCACAUCUGUGGGUUAAUGUGCACUCUGGAAUGCAGGCUUUAUUCAUGCCAUAUGACCACAGAAAUACUACCCCAGAUGGAGCAUCUUCAGCUAAAAUGAAAGCCUUGGUCAAUGAUCUAAACUAUCGGCACUUCCAAGGUCACUGCAUGACUGGUUCUGGGGGAGGCUCCGUGGGGUAUCUAGCACACGGAACCGCGACAGACUACAUCUAUGAGAUUGCAAGAGUUCCCAUGGCUUUCACUUUUGAGAUAUAUGGAGAUGAAUCAGCUCCGGCAAAAGACUGCUUCAGAAUGUUUAACCCAACAGAUUUAACCACCUUUAAGAGAGUUCUUAACGACUGGUCGGCUGCAUUCUUCACAAUUUUCAAGUUUGGACCACAACUGCUAGGUCUUGCAAACUCGGAGGAACCAGUUAAGUGGAUAUCGAUUGACGACUAUUUAGAUGGAUACUUGAUGAGUAGACGGAAUCGUUAUGGAAAGAAAAUGGAAGUGUUAGAGCUGGGAUUGCAGGAGAUACGAUCAUAUUUCAGACUUUUCAUGCUAUCUUGUGUUAUUUUGAUGUUUAUGUUCUGUACUAGAAUCUCAAAGAGCAAGCUUCAGAGGCCUAUUGUUUCUCCCUUGUCUCCAUGAUGCAGUUAUUACAAUUCUUUUGGUACCACAUUAUUCCCAUUAAUUAUAUGUAUUCUUUUUCUUGCGGUA
Messenger RNA from Beta vulgaris subsp. vulgaris (sugar beet), 1411 nucleotides. RefSeq lists its product as uncharacterized. Gene Ontology annotation, molecular function: zinc ion binding; metallocarboxypeptidase activity. Gene Ontology annotation, biological process: proteolysis. The transcript is spliced from 11 exons. The record is from RefSeq and is a predicted model, not a curated record. NCBI's taxonomy places the organism in Eukaryota, Viridiplantae, Streptophyta, Magnoliopsida, Caryophyllales, Amaranthaceae. The coding region runs from base 65 to 1342 and encodes 425 amino acids.